GAAUUAGCUUGGACUUUUUCUCAAAAUGAACUUGCGGAAUUGGCUUGGACUUUUUUUCGAAAUAGACUUGUGAAAUCAGCUUGGACUUUUUCUCAAAAUAGACUUGUGACUCGUGGUAGUUUUUAUAGAAAUCGGCUUGGACUUUCUCUCGAAAUGGACUUGUGGAAUCAGCUUGGACUUUUUCUCGAAAUGGACUCAUA
Messenger RNA from Funneliformis caledonium, 200 nucleotides. The record is from the annotation of a GenBank genome assembly. Lineage: Eukaryota; Fungi; Glomeromycota; Glomeromycetes; Glomerales; Glomeraceae.